AUGUCCAAUCGAGAUAUCUUUCUUGGCGCUGCCGGUGCCACUGGGGUUGCCACUUUGGCUUGGAGAAUGUGGUUUCCAUGGUUACGAGAUGACCUGACGACAAUUCGAUCGACAAAUCGACAAGCAUCAAAGAGCAUACGAGAUGCCAAAAACAAACGUUUUCUAAUAGACAUGUUCGAGGAGCAAGUGAAGCGCGUGCCUAAGAAACCAUUUAUAUUUUUUGAGGACAAAAUUUACACUUACGAGUUUGUGAAUGAAAUGGCUAAUAGAGUGGCCAAUCUGGCGUUGACAUGGGGUCUAAAGCCUGGCGAUGCCGUGGCAACCAUUAUCUACAACGAACCGGCGUUUGUGUGGACUCUUCUUGGCCUACUUAAGGUGGGUUUAGUGGACGCCUUCAUCAACUACCAUAACAAGUCCGGUCCACUUUGUCACUCUAUCCUAACCAGCGAGGCCAAGGUCAUCAUUGUAGGCAACGGUCACGAACUCUUUGAGACUGUAGAUGCCAUCAAAUGCAAUCUUCCGAUGGAUAUCCCAAUUUACGUGUAUGGAAAAGGUGGUUCCGAGCUUCCAAGAGGAUAUAUAUCGAUGGAUUCGGAACUUCUAAGAGUUCAUAAUGCUGAGAUUUGCAGGAACGUUCGCUCUGAGUUGACUUUGAAAUCUCUCGUUUGCUACAUCUAUACUUCGGGAACUACAGGUUUACCUAAGCCAGCUCUCGUGAGCCAAGCCAAGGCGAUCGGCUUGUCCAAAUUCUACCAACAAGUGUGGUACAGUGAGGAUGAUAUAGCUUAUGUCGUGACACCAUUGUAUCACAGUGCCGCCUGUGGACAUGGACUCUUCAACACGAUCGACGUUGGUGCAACGAUAGUUCUCCGCCGGAAGUUCUCAGCUCGCCAUUACUGGGAAGACGUUCGGAAAUACCGCGUGACAGUACUGCAAUAUAUCGGGGAGCUUUGUCGGUAUCUCCUCAGAGUUCCAAAAAGUGACAUGGAUGGGGUCCAUACUGUCCGUGUAGCCGUCGGAAAUGGCCUCAGGCCGGAUAUUUGGAAUGAGUACAAGACGCGAUUCCGAAUCCCUUGGAUCGCGGAGUUUUUUGGUGCCACUGAGGGCACGACAACCUUCAUCAACGUCACCGGCCAAGUGGGGUCCAUAGGCCGAUGGUCUCCCUUCAUGCGAAUAGCGUCUAAAGGAAGAUUUGGAGUCACGAGUCACGUCAUCAAGUAUGACGUUGUCAAUGAUUUACCUGUCCGAAACAGCAAAGGAAGAUGUAUUCCAAUCAAAAAAGGAGAAGAAGGUGUUCUUAUUGCCGGAAUCCCGCCCUCGUAUACUGGCUUCUACAAGGGGGAUCCCGAGACUAGCGAGAGGAAACUCAUCCGUGAUGUAUUUGAGGAAGGCGAUAGAUACUUCAACUUCGGCGAUGUAGUUUACAUGGACUCGAACUAUUACAUUUACUUCAGAGACAGGGUCGGAGACACAUUCAGGUGGAAAGGAGAAAACGUUUCCACUAGAGAAGUCUGUGACGUCAUCAGUAAGCUUUCUUUUACACAGGACGUGAAUGUGUACGGAGUGCGCAUGCCAGAUUCUGACGGACGUGCCGGAAUGGCGGCUAUUUCUGUGAAGGGUGAUAAAGAAGUACACCCUGAAAUGCUCCAAGCCAUAUUUCGCAUUUGUGAAAAAGAACUGCCAACGUAUGCACGUCCGUUAUUUUUACGCUUUAAAACGGAACUUGCAAUCACACAAACAAUGAAACACAACAAGCUAAAUUUGGUGAAUGAUGGUUUUGACCUAGAUAAGAUAACAGACCCAUUGUAUUAUCUAGACGCUGAAAAACGCACAUAUUCACCCUUAACCAGGGACGUUUACCAUCAAGUUGUGACGUCACGUUUGUAA
Ylistrum balloti is the source of this 1887-nucleotide messenger RNA. Its product is annotated as long-chain fatty acid transport protein 6-like. Gene Ontology annotation, molecular function: long-chain fatty acid transmembrane transporter activity; long-chain fatty acid-CoA ligase activity. The record is from RefSeq and is a predicted model, not a curated record. The transcript is spliced from 10 exons. Bases 1 to 1887 code for a protein of 628 amino acids. NCBI's taxonomy places the organism in Eukaryota, Metazoa, Mollusca, Bivalvia, Pectinida, Pectinidae.